UUGAAGUCACUGCUCCGUAUCAUAGCAGCGGAGGACACUCGGGCAUCAGCAGCGCGCGAGAGAAAGAGCGAGAGUAGAGGAGAGAGAAGACAGUGACUGCAGUUGAACGCUCUCUCUCGACGUUGGAUCGAUGUUGUUGUAAGAGCAUCUGCAACUGGGAAAAAAGGAGUGGGGAAGAGGAGGUAUACACUAACUCACCAAGGAAAGACCUAUGCUUGGAUUUCGGCUCUUUUUUCUUCGCCAAUGCAAAAGGAAAUAUGCAGCGAAGCUUCACCCUCCUGUACACCAGUUUUCUGGGGAUGUGCUUGGGUUCAAGUUUUCCAAGUAACAUCAAUAUAGGGGGACUAUUCCCAACCGAAUCUCACGAAUAUGAGGUGUUUCGGUUCGCGCUCUCGCACCACCAGGAUAUCCCCAAACUGGUGCCGCAGGUGGAUAUGGUCAAGAUGGGCAACAGCUUCUCCAUGACAUAUGCCUUCUGUUCCCAGUUCUCUAAAGGUGUCUAUGCCAUCAUCGGUCUCUACGACAGGAAGACAGUCAACAUGUUGAUGUCGUUCUGCGGAGCGCUGCAUGUGUGUUUCGUCACGCCUUCCUUCCCCAUCGAGACGGCCAACCAGUUUGUGAUCCAGCUGAGACCCGAGCUACAGGACACUCUGGUGGGGGUUAUAGACCACUAUGGAUGGACCAAGUUCGUCUACAUGUACAGCUCAGAUUCUGGCCUGUCAGUGCUGCAAAAGGUCCUGGACACGGCUGCUGAGAGGAGCUGGCUGGUGACGUCUGUCAACGUGGAGACCAUGACGGAGGCCUCGUUCCUCAAGGUGUUCCAAGACCUGGACAAGAGGAAGGAGGGACAGAUCAUCAUCGACUGUGAGACCGGAAGACUCACCUCCAUCCUCAAAAAGAUCGUUGAACAGGGGAAGAACGCUAAGAGUUACCACUACAUCCUGGCCAACCUGGGUUUUCUGGACAUUGACCUAACAGACCUGAGGAAAGGCGGGGCCAACAUCACAGGCUUCCAGCUGGUCAACUACACAGAGCAGAACGUCAGCCGUACCAUUCAGCAGUGGAUGGAGUUCGAAAACAAAGACACCAAGUUCCCCAAGAGACGCCUGAAGUAUACCGGAGCGUUAACAUAUGACGGGGUGAAGGUGAUGUCUACAGCGUUCCAGAACCUUCGGAAACAGAGGAUAGACAUCUCUCGCCGUGGCAACGCAGGCGAAUGCCUAGCCAACCCGCCGGCACCCUGGGGCCAAGGCAUAGAUAUACAGAGAGCCCUGCAACAGGUGCGUAUCGAUGGCCUGACUGGUCAUAUCCAGUUCAAUGAGAAAGGACGCAGGACCAACUUCACCGUCAGUAUCAUGGAGCUAGCCCCCUCUGGACCUAAGAAAGUGGGCUACUGGAACGGGGAAGAGCGGUACGUGAGCACAGCCACCUUCAUGAGAGCCAGCAAUGACAGCAGCUACGGCCUACAGAACAGGACCUACAUAGUUACCACCAUCCUGGAAUCCCCAUACGUGAUGUUGAAAAAGAACCAUGAUCAGCUGUCAGGGAACGAUAAGUACGAGGGUUACAUCGUGGAGCUAGCCGCUGAGAUCGCCAAGCACGUUGGGUACCACUACAAACUGAAGGUGGUCUCUGAUGGGAAGUAUGGAGCCAGAGACCCCGAGACCAAGAUGUGGAACGGCAUGGUCGGAGAGCUUGUGUACGGGAAAGCAGACGUGGCGGUAGCCCCGCUAACCAUCACCCUGGUCCGAGAAGAGGUGAUCGACUUCUCCAAGCCCUUCAUGUCUUUGGGCAUCUCCAUCAUGAUCAAGAAGCCCACCAAGUCUAAACCAGGUGUCUUUUCCUUCCUGGACCCACUGGCCUAUGAGAUCUGGAUGUGUAUCGUGUUUGCCUACAUCGGUGUGAGCGUGGUCCUGUUCCUGGUGAGCCGCUUCAGCCCCUAUGAGUGGCACGCAGAGGACUAUGAGGAGGGGGCUGACCCCCAGACCCCCACCCAGCCGACGGGGCCCGGUGCUGGGCAACAGUCGGGGCUGAGCCCUGGUCAGCAAGGCCAGAACCAGCAGAAUCAGGAACAGACCAACGAGUUUGGCAUCUUCAACUCUCUCUGGUUCUCCCUGGGAGCCUUCAUGCAGCAGGGAUGUGAUAUCUCACCCAGGUCUCUGUCAGGGCGAAUAGUGGGUGGCGUGUGGUGGUUCUUCACCCUCAUCAUCAUCUCAUCCUAUACGGCCAACCUGGCUGCUUUCCUCACGGUGGAGAGGAUGGUUUCCCCCAUAGAGAGUGCUGAGGACCUGGCUAAACAGACUGAGAUCGCCUACGGAACACUGGAUGCUGGUUCCACCAAAGAGUUCUUCAGGCGGUCUAAGAUUGCAGUGUUUGAGAAGAUGUGGUCGUACAUGAAGUCGGCCGACCCCUCAGUGUUUGUGAAGACCACAGACGAGGGAGUGAUGAGGGUCAGGAAGUCUAAAGGGAAGUACGCCUACCUGUUAGAGUCCACCAUGAACGAGUACAUCGAGCAGAGGAAACCCUGUGACACCAUGAAGGUCGGGGGGAACCUGGACUCUAAAGGAUACGGCAUCGCCACGCCCAAGGGCUCCUCCCUCAGGAUCCCGGUAAACCUAGCCGUGUUGAAGCUCAAUGAGCAGGCCGUCUUAGACAAACUAAAGAACAAAUGGUGGUACGAUAAAGGAGAGUGUGGCAGCAACGACUCCGGACGCAAGGAUAAGACGAGUGCGUUGAGCCUGAGCAACGUGGCCGGAGUGUUCUACAUUCUGAUUGGAGGGCUAGGCCUGGCCAUGCUGGUGGCGUUGGUGGAGUUCUGCUACAAGUCGCGAACUGAGUCUCAGAGAAUGAAGCAGAACAUCAAUGACGCCAUGCACUGCUCCACCAUGACCAGAAUGGGCGGGAACGGGAACGGAACGGGAACGGGAACGGGAACGGGGGAGGAGGAGAGAAUGGACGCAUCCUAACUCUCCCCUGCAUGAGCCACACCGCCAGCAUGGGGCUCAGCGCCUCCGGCAUGUGAUCACAUGACCUGUCACAAGGGGCUGAGCAGGAGACUCACGCAUAGACCUUACAAAGAUGGCCACAAUUAUGGUGACAUUGACCUUAUGAACAUGGCCGUCUUUCUGACCCGUUUGUUUGUGUGGUGGCUGCGUGCUGUGUGUCCGAGACAGACUUCAAUACUACUGCCAAAUGCAUUUUGAGAUCACUCACUACGAACAGGGGAAAAAUGUAGAUGGAGUAUAAAAAUUAAAAACAAGAAAAUUAGGCAAAAAGGAGCCAUUGUUGGAACGUGAUGUUUUUUGUUUCUUUUAUUCCGAUUUUUUGAAACUUUCUGUGUAAAAAAAGAGAUAACUAUCCCAUAAAUGCCGCCUGCCCAGCCCUGACCUGACCUUUUCUGCCCUGCCCUGAGCUGACCUUUUCUGCCCUGCCCUGGGCUGACCUUCUCUUCCCUGCCCUGGGCUGACCUUCUCUGCUCUGCCCUGCCCUGAGCUGACCUUCUCUGCCCUGCCCUGAGCUGACCUUCUCUCCCCUGCCCUGAGCUGAUCUUCUCUGCUCUGCCCUGCCCUGAGCUGACCUUCUCUGCCCUGCCCUGAGCUGAUAUUCUCUGCCCUGCCCUGAGCUGACCUUCUCUGUCCUGCCCUGAGCUGACCUUCUCUGCCGUGCCCUGGGAUGACCUUCUCUGCCCUGCCCUCUGACCUGACUUUCUCUGACAUGCCCUCUUCCCUGACAUGUCGUUCUCUUGACUAUUGUCGGUCGGUCUGUCUGUCUGUCUGUCUGUCUGUCUGUCUGUCUGUCUGUCUGUCUGUCUGUCUGUCUGUCUGUCUGUCUGUAAUAUCUCAGUUUGCUACCUACUCUCUCUGACCAUUUACUUAGUGAAGACAGAUCACAAAAUGGGGGUUUAUUUUUGUCUUUCCACAGUUAAAAGACAAUAAUGUUAAUAAUGCUGAUUGAUUAUUAAGAUGAUUUGAUAUUUGUGUGGCUCUGGUUUCUCUCUCGUGUGUUUUUGGACACAGUUACACACGCUAUGUUGGAAAGGCAUCAUGAACUGGAACACAAGCAUAUCAAGCACCACUGCAGUCUUAUAAUACAGACAUGAAUAAUCAUGCACAGAGCUCAGUCAUCGCUGGCCUCCCUGAACCAUCUGCUGACAGUCAUUCACACAGAGAUUGAUCCCUGAAUAGGUUUUGAUUUAAUUUGUCCUGAUCGCACAGGUGAAAGACGUUUAAAUUGAUGCUUAACUAGCUGUGUCGUGUUCUCCUCAACAAACAUGCUUUGCUGCUACACCUCACUGAACACACCAUGCCACUGAACACACCAUGCCACUAAACACACCAUGCCACUGAACACACCAUGCCACUGAACACACCAUGCCACUGAACACACCAUGCCACUGAACACACCAUGCCACUGAACACACCAUGCCACUGAACACACCAUGCCAAUAAACACACCAUGCCAAUAAACACACCAUGCCACUAAACACACAUAUACACACACACACACACACACACACACACACACACACACACACACACUGUCGCUUUAUCAAACUACCUAGAAUGAUUGGUGUGGCUAGAUUUGGAAGAGAGGAAGUAUUGACUGACAUGGUCAGAACUUGACAAAGUGCCACAGAUUAACACCAUUGAUUUAUUCAGUGGCUCCACUGUAUUAUUUUGUAGAGAGAGAGUAGCCAUUUUGGAACACAGCCUAGCUGACAGACGAAGGGAGCGUGACUUACACACCCAUGCUUGAUUUACACGUGCACAGUCAAUCAGCCGUUGGAAACCAUGGAAACGGUGGUUAACACCACAGCAAGCCAUCUUGUUUCUCUCUCUCUCUCUUUCUCAGUAGUUUGUUAUUUUAUGAUGGAGGUUGUUCAGUAUCGUUUGAUGUUUAGGUCAUUGUACGUGUUGCUGUAGCCUAUAGGGCUGGCAGCAGAGAAAAGCCUCGUUAGGAUAUUGGAAUCAGAGUCAGAGACAGUCUGCCUACGGCUACAAAGGGAACAUUUGCUAGCUACACUCUCCAACUCUGCUCUGGCUCUAUUUGUGUGGGUAUCUGCCAUAAAGAGAGCGUUCAACACUGACGCAACUGUGUCAGACUGUUUUUCUGCCAUAGCCAUAGUGUAGGAUGCAGUGCUAUACAUGGAACAACCUUUCACUCUUGAACAUGUUUGACAGUGAAGACAGAUACUGGGCAGAGAUAGACUGCUUACAUCAAAUAUACUGUAUCUCAUCUCUCCAUCCACUAUGUAUAUAAAAUAGUUGAUUCUCCUGCAGUGAAACCUGUUUCUUUCCUUCUCUGACCCAAUCAGCCAUCUGUACCUGACUCUGAAGCUUCUAUUCUUUCUCUCUUUCUUCUCCUUUAUUUCGUUGGUGUUGUAUUGACGAAGGCACAGCACAACGUGAGUCCUUGGCGGACGGUUUGUCUCGGAGAAGGAUAUGUUUUAUAUGCCCUAACAGAUUUUUAAAAAGAGAGUUUGAGAGCUGCAAAAAAUUGUCUUUGAAAAAGUGUAGAAAAACCAGAUGUAGAAUAAUGUGUAGACAAUAAUGUUUUAACCAAUUAAAAGUAAAACUUAAAUCAAUAUUAAUUUGAUUUAAUUUACAUUUGAAUAAAAGGGAUGUUCAAGUUGGAGUUUUUUAGGUGUUUAAGAUUGACUUUUCUUCUUCAUUUCUUCUUUUUUUCAAAGUAUUUUAAUACAAGGAUAUAAAGUGAUUAUUUAGUUUGUUCACCUGAAAACCUCACAGUAUAGUUGUUUUUCUAUACAUCACUACUGAAAGAUGUUGCUGAAUAAAACACAAAAUACAUGGAGAUCAUUCAUGAAUAAAAAAAAGACAGAAAUAAACUUUUGAGAAAUAAACAUUUUCUAACCAAAGUGUCUCUGAAGAAAGUCAUCAUGCUUUUUGUAACAGAAUAAAGGAAUAAACUAUG
Coregonus clupeaformis (lake whitefish) is the source of this 5931-nucleotide messenger RNA. RefSeq names its product glutamate receptor 1. Gene Ontology annotation, molecular function: transmitter-gated monoatomic ion channel activity involved in regulation of postsynaptic membrane potential; AMPA glutamate receptor activity. Gene Ontology annotation, biological process: modulation of chemical synaptic transmission; synaptic transmission, glutamatergic. Bases 258 to 2966 code for a protein of 902 amino acids. Gene Ontology annotation, cellular component: dendritic spine; AMPA glutamate receptor complex; postsynaptic membrane. The record is from RefSeq and is a predicted model, not a curated record. The transcript has 16 exons. NCBI's taxonomy places the organism in Eukaryota, Metazoa, Chordata, Actinopteri, Salmoniformes, Salmonidae.